Molecule: messenger RNA, 696 nt
Organism: Caenorhabditis bovis
Lineage: Eukaryota; Metazoa; Nematoda; Chromadorea; Rhabditida; Rhabditidae
Source: the annotation of a GenBank genome assembly
AUGGCGGACAAUGCCAGUUUAAAUGCGCAAAAUCCGAAUAUUGUUGGAUUCGUAUCUUCUGUCGUUGGCUUCAUUGUUUCAAUUUCACUUUCCGCUGUAGGAUAUGCAAAUAAUGCAUGGAUCUAUAUCGACAGACCCAUAAAGCAUGAUGAAUUUCAGCGCGGCGUUCGCGGCCACGACUGCUACAAGGUCGAUCGAGGAGAAGACGAGGUCAUUAGGUGUCUUCCAUGGGAAUUCUUUGAUAAGGGAUCGAAAUUCCCAACACCGUUUAAUGACAUUUUGGAUCCGCCGCUACUGAUGUCUGUCUCGAAGUAUCUGGCGCUUGCAAUUCUAACACUUCAAUUAGCCUGGUUGAUCUACGCCAUUGCCAAAUGUUGUUGCGAAAGUUUCCAGAAAAAGGCUGAAAUUUGGGAGAAGCUUAUUUUUGUUGCAAAUAUUCUUACUUGUUUCCUUUUCGUUGUCCUUCUGUUCUUCAUUUUUGUUUUAUCAUUCAUGGACACUAUUAUGAUACCUAUUCCGGAGAAUUCAACGCAAAAAAUGGGAUCUGGAUGCUUUAUAUUCGUUAUUGGUGGAUUGGUGCCUUUCGUAGCGGCAUCUUACAUCUCAUUCAAGAAGCAAUACCGGGCGAUUUUGGGAAAGAAACAUGAAUCGAACCAUCGCAAUCAGGACAAGGAAAUGGAGAGAUUGAAUGAAUAA